Molecule: messenger RNA, 1503 nt
Organism: Ustilaginoidea virens
Lineage: Eukaryota; Fungi; Ascomycota; Sordariomycetes; Hypocreales; Clavicipitaceae
Exons: 1
Coding region: 1-1503 (500 amino acids)
Molecular function (GO): DNA binding
Source: RefSeq, a predicted model, not a curated record
AUGGCGCCAGCGGUGAUUGCAGACUCUGACGGAGACGAAUCUGAAGCAGGCUCUCCCCUGUCUGAUCCCUCGGCAUGCCCGUCACCGCCAAAUGAAGACGUCGAAGCUCAGGUGCCAUCUGAAAACAUCACUCAUCCGUCAACGUCAAUGUCAACGAGCCCCGGCUUUUUCAAUGGUAUAUUCGAAGACCAAAACGAUGCGGCCAAGCAGGAGGGGAUUGCUGCAAUUGCGCUGAAGAGAAACUUGCCGGAGGAAGCUGAGGCUGCAGAGGCCAUAUCGUUUGACGAGGGAUUUGUCCGAACAACGAAACGAGAGUCGGUAACGAGGGCCGACAAGAGUCCGUGGGAUGUUCCAAGUAGCCCGGAAAUGGCAAAGCCUAAGCGCCUCAGGAGACUGGAUAGCAGCUAUACCACAACCAAGAUUACCCGGGGCGUGCGCCGACGACUUGAGGAUAUAGGAUACCAAAGUCAGGAAGAUGAGCCCAGUUUCUGGGGCCGGGGUAUGACUCAAGGCGCGACAAGGAGGGGGCAAGCCGCCCUUUGUAUGGAACCACCCUCUGACGACAUGGUUUCUACUCUUCCUUUUGAGGAUGAUGCAUCCGUUAUGGGGCCGUCUCCAACAAACAGGUCGGACAGCCAAAAGGAGCAUCAUUCAGCAGUCCAGCCUGGCCUGCACGGCUCCCCAGCACAACCACCACCGCGGCGUAAUAUCAGCAUCAGAUCUGGCGAGGCAAAAACAAACAUAAGCAAAGCUCGUCCUGAUUCUGCUCUAUCCAUUGAGACAACCUCACCCGGCUUAGCCAACUCUCGGAAGUCAAAGCUCUCGAAGCAGAGUCCAUCUCCGGCGCCCAGUUCCAAUUUAUCCCUGCCACCAUGCCUGAAUACGAAACAUGAGUUGCGGGGUGGUGAAGCUGCUCAGCAAAUUCCGAGAACUGCAGGAGACGGUAAUUGCCCGGUGCAAAGCGAUGAUAAUGGAGCUGGAGGAAUAGAGGGCGGAAAAGAUGCUGACGUGGAAACGCAAACGAAGCCGGCUCUGUCUGAGACAAAGAGACCCAGGGGGCGUCCUAAGAAGACCGGCAACUCAAAUUCGUCAAAGGAGGGGGAGACUAUCGACUCCAAAGCAAAGAGAAAAAGAGGGAGGCCGAAAAAGUCGGACGAAGGGAAAGAAGGCAGGGUUGAUGCAGCGGAUGACGAAGAGACCGCACCGCGAAUUCGAGAUUCAACCCCACCAGCACCGUCGAAUGAGCAACAAGAGGAGGUCAACGGUUCGAAUGCAAUGCUGCUGCUACCCGCACGGGAUACAAUGCCUGCCGCUGCAGCUGCCGAGGAAAGGCCCACAGCGGCCAGCCGAAUGCUGGAAGCGCCGAGCUCGUCGAGCACUGAAAUUCCUGUGCUUGGCCACGGUAAAGACAAAGCUAGCAAGACUUUGGGCCGGGCGAUCUACAGGGUCGGACUGAGCAAGAAGACGAGAAUCGCCCCUCUACUAAAAGUAAUACGCAAGUAA